UAGCAGAAAAACGAAAGGGGAAUUGGGCUGAGCAUGCUCCCGGCUACCAGCUUUCCUCGUUCUUCGCGGAUAUGCUCAUGAUUUUCCUCGGUUGCCUUCCCACUCCCACCCAUCGGACCGCAUGCAGUCGCACGCAGCCAUGGACCCGCGAUUUGUCGCUCGGAUCGAAGAUGAAAAGCGUCGCAUAAUCGACAGCUGCUUCAGCAAGAAGGACGUAGAUAACUCCUUUCUCGAGACCUACAUCAGCCAUGUCCGCAUCACCGAAUUCUCCUCCCAUCAGAGCGUCCCUCCGCCUCCGCAAGCCCGGGUCCCCGAAUCAGAAAAACGCCGAGUCAUCAUCCUCAGCGUCCGAAAGACGGGCCGUGUGCAUAUGCACAAGUCCAAGGAGAACGCCAAUGGCACCUUCUCCAUAGGAAAGACAUGGCACCUCGCCGACUUGACCGCCAUCGGCUCCUUCACCGGACCCCCGACCAGUGCCGCCAUGCGGGAGAGGGCUGGCGACACGGGCUUCACCGUCACCAUCGGCAAGACCUACUUCUGGGACGCCCAGUCCGAAAAGCAGAAGAGGCACUUCAUCGCCACCCUGAUCAAGGUCUACGGCAGAUAUACCCAAGGCCAUCUCCCCGACCUCGUAGGCUUCGACCCCAGGGAGCUCGACUUGGUUAUCGGUUCCCGCCGCCCGCCGCCCCAGCAGCGGCCCCCUAUGCCCAAGUCUGUGCCUACGCCUCUGCCUAUACCACCGAACCCUUCUGCCCCUCCGUCUGGUCCUCCCUCUGCUCCUCCCUCUGGUCCUCUGCCACAGCAGCCCGUCGCACGCCCCCACAUGCCCGAACCCUCUCAGAGCUCGCUCAGCAACCUGUCCGUCUCCUCCUCGGCCAAUGCAUCCUCCACGUACCCAUCGCUACCCUCCCCCUCACCCGGAAGACGACCGCCUCCGCCGAGGCAGAAUGGCGGUGGCUCGCCUGCCGGGAGCUUGGACUCGUCCCGGUCGCAGCCGCAGCCGCAAAACGCGAGCCAAUUAGCAUCCAUAAGGCGGCUGGCCGGCGGGAACAAGAGCCAGGAUUCAGUGGCUGCCUCCCUUGCCACCACCCGAAGCGAUGACGCCUCCAGCCUACCACCGAGAUCGAGAAACGGCGUGCCAGGUCCUGGCGCCUUUGGUCGUUUCGAAACCCCGGAUAGUGUCCCGUCUUCCGCGCAACCACCCCAACCACCCCAACUGCCACAGCAGCCACAGCAGCCCAGCCUGCCGCCGCCGCCGCCAGACGAGAGGGAAAGGCCGCCAGAGAGGAGGAGGCCGCCUAUGGAUCCCUUGCGACCCCAGGCCUCCUUCUCCGAAAGGGACCUGGUUCCGGCGCCUCUGAUGAGUCCCGGUUUGCGCCGUGAACCAGUAGCACCUCCACCUAGGAGUCGGGAUCGCGUCGCCCCCACCAUCCGCUCCGUAUCCCAACAGCGGUCCGAAGUGAGCUCUGCCAGGGACCGGCCCGUUACUCCGGCCUCUAUUGCAGACCGGCCUGUUACGCCGGGGUCGUCAGCAGCAGCAGCAGCAGCAGCAGUAGUCAUGCCAGAUCCUACCCCCGCGUCACCCAUGCCCGUCGUUGAUGGGGCGGGCGACGUCAAAACGGCCCGCAACGGGUCUGUCUCGGCCGCAUCAUCAACAGCUGCACUCGUCCCUGCACCGACAGAACCUCCUGCCGAGCCAGCGCCAUCACCAUCACCAUCAUCACCCCCUCCAGAGCCAUCGUCAGAGGAGAAUCGCCCCGGUUUGGGGCCCAUGAUCAAGUCCAAGAAGUCCAAGGGAGAAAUCGCCGGCACGUUCUGGAAGGCUGCCGCCGCUGUGAACGCCUUCAAGCCUCGUCCGGGCGGUGCAGGUGAAAAGCUGCGGCAGGUCCAGAGCAAGACCGGCGAAGAGGGCUCAGAUGGCAUUACGGGCGUUUUCAAGCCUCCCUCUCGGCCGAAAACCACCGAAGCAGAUGCAUCCCAUCGGGCCGCAGACGCGACAACGACGAUGCACAAGGGCUCGGACAGCACGCCCUCUCUGCCCAAAGUCCAAAUCACCGUGCCCGAUUCGAGUCGCCCUACGAGUCUGCAAGCUGCGGCCCAGGAAGUCAGACAACCCGCCAAGGACGUUACGGACGACGAAGCCAAGAACAACAGCAAGAGCGAGGCCAAAGAGGACAAAGAAGCGCCGCCCCGGAAACCCCUCAUCGCCGGAAACGACGCCAAGUACUUGACAUCUCUAGGCGUGGACGCUUCUAUCCUUGACAAUAGGAGCACCGAAUUUACCAAAUGGCUCGAUUUCUUCGGUUGGGUCCCCGGCGAGCAGAUGAGGUCUCGCCAUUUGGAUGAGAUGAGGGUCGACGUCGACCGCGAGUUGAACGAGGCGCAGGCGGGAGGGUGGCUCGCUCGGUUCCGAGAGGAUGACGAGCGCGUCGAGGCGAUCAAGCGGGGGAUCGAUGUUGCCAUUGCCGAGUGCGAGGAGGUCGAUAAUCUCUUGACUCUGUACAGCGUCGAGCUUGGGACUCUCUCCGAGGACAUCGCCUACAUCGAAGCCCAAGGCCAAGGUCUACAGGUCCAGACGGCCAACCAGAAGACGCUUAAGAAGGAAUUGGAGUCUCUGCUGGAGACCACGACCAUCACGUCCGACGAUCUCGUCGCCCUCAAGACGGCACCGCUAGAAUCCAUCGCUGGCCUGGAAGACAUCGAGGCGGCCCUCGUGACGCUCUACAAGGCCAUGAUCAAGAUCGACCCGACGCUCGGCGGGGAUCAGUCGAGGAGAAGCAACGAGCUCGGCAUGGACACGCAGAUGGAGAUGGAGACGACGGGAGCGGAGCCGGACCAGAGCAUGGGCUUGGGCUUGGGCUUGGACAACAGCGACUACGGCAAGAUGCGCAUCGUCCGAGAAAAGAAGGAGAUGUACGUGAGGGAGAGCUCCCUGUUCGUGCGGCGCCUGGUCGAGUACAUGGCACGGCAGUUCAACCAGGCCGCGACCGAGACGACGCGCGCCCAGAGCGAGGCCCUGUCGCGGAAAGCAGACGCCAAACACCACGACGCCGGGCGGGACGUGCUCUGGAAGUACAGCCCGCUGGUCCUCUACACGCGCGACGUCGACGCGAAGAACUGGGACCGUCUGCUCCAGCUCUACCAGGACUUCUUCGGCCCGGUCUACAAGCGCGAGUUCGAGCAGAUCAUGGCCGCCUGGAAGAAGAACGCGCGGAAAGUGACGGCCGACGACACGGCCGAUCUCCUCUUCACGUCGCACGCCGAGCGGAAGGAGGAGGGCAUCGCCACCACGGCCAGGAGGCUCACGGUCAAGCGCAGCCAGACGUUGGCCAAGACGCUGCGGACGCCGCUGGACGGCGGCAAGUCGUCGUCGAGCCCGAGGUCGAGCGAGAGCCUGAGCCUCCCGUACGAGGUGUUCGCGUCCGUGCUGGACGAUGUCCUCCCUCUCGUGGCGAUGGAGCAGAACUUUGUUGUCGAUUUCUUCCACGCGUCGACGCUGGAGCAGGCGGACUUUCCCGACGCCGUGGCCGCCUUUAAGCCCCGCGAUAGGAUGGGCGGUGAUUUGAGGAGGCAUCGUCUUAUGGAGCCGGAUAGGGAGCUUGCGCGUCGAGUGGCCAAGGUGAUGGAAGUCAUGUUCUCCUUCCUGGAACAGGAGCUCAGUAAAUUGAUGAACUGGGUUAUACUCACCGAUAGCCUCCAAGGUGUAGGUAUUCUGGCCGCACUCGAGCAAAAGAUGGCAGACAUCUCGCAGUCCAACCAGGACUUCCUCAACAGUCUACUACAGAAACUGCACAGCGUGCUCGAGUCGCGGUUCAAGAAAUUCGUCGACGAGCAGAUUCGCGCCAUCGAAGAAACCAAAGUCAAGAUCAACAAGCGCAAGGGCGUCAUCUCGUUCAUCCGCGUCUUCCCCCACUUCUCGGGCGCGGUCGAGAACAUCCUCAGCACGGCCGACCGCAACCUGGAGGUCCGGGGCAUGGUCGACCGCGAGUACGACCGCAUCCUCAAGAGCAUGUUCGACUCGCUCAAGAUCAUCGCGCGGGAGAACCCGGCGGUGGCGGUCAACGCCGGCUCGACGGCCGACCCGGAAGACAAAGAGGCGCUCAACUUCCACAUCCUCCUCAUCGAGAACGCGCACCACUUCCUCGAGGAGGUCGACGCGCGCGGGCUCGACGUCCUCGACGACUGGCGCGUCAACGCCACCGCCGAGCUCGCCGAGCACAUGCAGCUCUACAUCGGCGCCGUCAUGCGCCGCCCGCUCGGCCGGCUGCUGGAGUACCUCGAGAACAUCGAGGCGCAGCUCGCGUCGGGCAAACCCGCCACCAGCGUGGCCGCGCAGCCGUCCAACGCGCCGACCGUCUUCAGCCGGGUGCUCGCCAGCUACGACGCCAAGGAGGUGCGCAAGGGCGUCGAGGCCCUGCGGAAGCGCGUGGAGAAGCACUUUGGCGACGCCGACGACCCGGCGCUGGGCCGCCACCUCGUCGUCAAGGUGCUGCGCGAGUGCGAGAGAUUCUACGGCGACGUGGAGCUGCGCAUUAGCCGCGUCAACGCCGAGGUGUAUGGCGGGGACGUGCAGUUUGAGUGGCCGCGCGCCGAGGUCAAGAGCGGGUUCGCGGCGCGGUAGAAACGCCCGCCCGCCCGCCGAUGAAGAGGAGUAAGGGAAGAAACAGCGGUAGCCACGCAAAGUGAAGACGGAGGGGGAGGUGGAGAAGAAAGCAUCGUGUUUUUUUUUCGGAGCACCCUCUUGGGCGCAAACUCUUUUGUUAGCAUUAUUAUGCGAUGUUGUGUCACGACGGACUUGAAGAAGAAGACUUGUGUAUUCAAACCACGAAAGGAAUUCAUUUAUUAUUUUGGCUGCCCACCGGAUUUCGAUAGACGAUGAUGCCCUUUACUAUGUUCGCCUCUUUCACUUUCGGUGAUUUCCCCU
Molecule: messenger RNA, 4924 nt
Organism: Sodiomyces alkalinus F11
Lineage: Eukaryota; Fungi; Ascomycota; Sordariomycetes; Glomerellales; Plectosphaerellaceae
Exons: 4
Coding region: 122-4621 (1499 amino acids)
Biological process (GO): exocytosis; Golgi to plasma membrane transport
Cellular component (GO): plasma membrane; exocyst
Molecular function (GO): phosphatidylinositol-4,5-bisphosphate binding
Source: RefSeq, a predicted model, not a curated record